Messenger RNA from Phoenix dactylifera (date palm), 1408 nucleotides. RefSeq names its product rac-like GTP-binding protein ARAC3. Gene Ontology annotation, molecular function: GTPase activity; GTP binding. Gene Ontology annotation, biological process: small GTPase-mediated signal transduction. NCBI's taxonomy places the organism in Eukaryota, Viridiplantae, Streptophyta, Magnoliopsida, Arecales, Arecaceae. The record is from RefSeq and is a predicted model, not a curated record.
GGUUAUAUCUCACCGGGGUCGGCGACCGCUUCAACGGCACCCAUCCCUCCCCUUCCUUCCCCCCGCCUCCCUGCUCUGCCAUUCUGAGCGCAGCGAAGUAGACGGGGGGGAGAGACAGAGACAGAGAAGCGGGAGGGAAUUUCCUUGUAGAUCUCAUCGCCGGCGGCUUUAUCUAGGGUUAGGGUUUUGUCAACCUUCCGAUUCUUGGUUUUCUUGUUUCCUUGUCUUCUUCUUCUUGAUCUCUUGGAGGGAUUGGAAGGCAUUGGACGGGGAAUGCGGGGGUUUUCGGAGGGGACUUGUGGUUUGUAGCGGUUGAAGAAGCAAAGAGAAGGGGAGAUUCUGGGUUUUUCUUGGUAGUUUGGGGAGAUCGGGGGGGGGAGGAGAUGAGCGCGUCGAGGUUUAUAAAGUGCGUUACGGUCGGGGACGGCGCCGUCGGCAAGACCUGCAUGCUGAUUUCCUACACGAGCAACACAUUCCCCACGGACUAUGUCCCAACUGUUUUUGACAACUUCAGUGCGAACGUGGUGGUAGAUGGGAACACUGUGAACCUAGGGUUGUGGGACACUGCAGGCCAGGAGGAUUACAAUAGACUAAGACCUUUGAGCUAUCGUGGAGCUGAUGUUUUUCUCCUAGCCUUCUCCCUCAUCAGUAAGGCCAGCUACGAAAAUGUUGCUAAAAAGUGGAUUCCUGAAUUGAGGCAUUAUGCGCCUGGUGUUCCUAUAAUUCUUGUUGGAACAAAGCUUGAUCUUCGGGAUGAUAAGCAGUACUUCAUGGAUCAUCCUGGUGCUGUGCCUAUUACCACUGCUCAGGGAGAAGAGCUGAGGAAGCUAAUAGGUGCUCCUAUCUAUAUCGAGUGCAGUUCAAAGACACAGCAAAAUGUUAAGGCAGUCUUCGAUGCAGCCAUUAAAGUUGUACUUCAGCCCCCUAAGCAAAAGAAGAAGAAGAAGAGAAAGGCACAGAAGGCCUGUUCCAUUUUGUGAACGAAGGGAAACAGAGGAAUGACGACCCACUGGCUAUCACUGUUGCAUUCGCUUGCUCUAUCAAAGGAACUAGACCUUUGUGUAUAGUCUCCUGACAGCAUUAGAAAGCUUUGCACGCAUCAGGUGAUGAUUUGUUUUGCUUAAUCUGGGUCUGUGGUGGUCUAUGACACACUUGUUGGUACCACAUCUUCUUCCCAAUGGCUUCUUCCUCCUCGUACAUGGGCAUGGAACGGGCCAUCCGAAACUCUCUUGAAUGGAUCCUCCUAUACAAUAUCACGGUGUAUCUUUAUUUAAAUCACUAGAAGGUUUGGCUGUGGUGCUUGUUAUUCUUCUGGUUGACUACUGUUUGACACUUGUUCGUGCAAAAACUGGAAUCUGACAUAGUAACUAUAAUCAUAAAAAGCUUGUUUCAGAUUGUCAUUUAUCAA